AUGGCAGCUGGAUAUGAGAAAACAGGUGUUGCACCUAGUGAUGUCGGAGACACAAGCAGUUUGAGUUAUGUAAUUCAUGAUGUAGAUCUUGAUCGACAAACUCAACUACUUCAAAAUGAAAUAGAAAGAGAAAUUGCUGCAAGUCAACCAUUAGUAACUGAUAAAAUUCCCACAGCUCAAUUACAAAGUGAAUAUGCAUUAGAUGAUAAAAUCUACCAAGAUAAAGUGGCAGAAUUAAUGAAAAAAUAUAAAUAUAUUCGUCGUACACGAGGCGAUGGAAAUUGUUUCUAUCGUGCAUUUGCUUUCGGCUAUCUUGAAAAAAACUUGAUCAAUAAAAAAGAACUCGACCGAUUUCGACAAUUAACAUACGAUCUAAAAGAUCAACUUGUUAAAUUAGGAUAUCAAGAUUUUACACUUGAAGAUGUACGCAGUGUUGUUAUCGAAAUCAUUGACAAUAUAUCUAAAGAAGGAACCGAACAAAGUUUAAUAGAAAACUUCUGUUCGCCUUCCUAUUCGAAUUAUUUUGUUGCCUACUUACGAUUAUUUGUAUCUGGAUAUCUUCAAAUGAAUCGUGAAUUUGUUGAAAAUUUUAUUGAAGAUGGAAAAAGUAUUAAAGAAUUUUGUUGUACAGAAGUAGAACCCAUGGAACGUGAAUCUGAUAAUAUACAUAUAAUAGCCUUAACUAAAGCAGCUGUUGUUCCAUUACGUGUGAUUUAUAUGGAUCGAAGCCAACAAUCGUCGUUAACUAUACAUGAUUUUGCUGGUACUGAUGAGGGAACUAACGAAAAUUUUGAACCAAUGAUAACCAUGCUUUAUCGACCUGGUCACUAUGAUUUAUUAUAUGAAAAUUAA
This is a messenger RNA of Rotaria socialis, 852 nucleotides long. The record is from the annotation of a GenBank genome assembly. NCBI's taxonomy places the organism in Eukaryota, Metazoa, Rotifera, Eurotatoria, Philodinida, Philodinidae.